Molecule: messenger RNA, 726 nt
Organism: Protopolystoma xenopodis
Lineage: Eukaryota; Metazoa; Platyhelminthes; Monogenea; Polystomatidea; Polystomatidae
Source: the annotation of a GenBank genome assembly
AUGCUGGAGGCCUCUAGACCCGAGCACGGUGGCGUCUACAUCUGCGAGGCCGAAAACGAAGCCGGCAGAGAUACAGUUCAAACGAUUUUGACCGUCUUUGAGCCCCACAUCACCUCUCAUAUGCCCCAGAAUAUCACGGUUCAUCAAGUGCCACAGACUGGAAACAUAAAUUUCAGCUGCACAAUGAAUUCGACUCCGCCAGCCAUCAUUCAAUGGUACAAAGAUAAUGUUAAGCUGGAGGCAGCUUUGCACUCAGAUUAUUAUCUGCAAUAUAUUCCCCUCAUCUCAUUGACUACCUCUUUUUUUGCCCGGUCAAUAGAUCGUUACUCUAUAAGUCCCGAUGGAGCCACCCUGCAUUUGAUCAACAUCUCUAUCAACGAACAAGGCCAGUACAAAUGUGUGGCGAUAAACAUUCCGAUCGACGUUGACUACGAGUUCCGCUUGGAUGUGACAACUUGGCCAAUGAUUGUGACCUCUUCGUCAUCACCAAAUCAAAUGGAGGUGCAACGAGACGGUGAACUUCGCCUCCAGUGUGUGGCCAAGGGCAUCCCGGAACCGACAUAUCAAUGGAUGAAAGAAGAGGUCUUUCUCGGCCGCGGUGGACUCUCAGGCACCAGCACAGAUCCUGGCCAGUCGAGCGUGAAUGUGGCCGGCCAACUUACGCUGUCUGGCGCCAGUGGAACUCGCUACUUCAUCGAGGACCAGGGUCGUCUGCUGCGGAUAGUC